Sebastes umbrosus (honeycomb rockfish) is the source of this 2634-nucleotide messenger RNA. It is a transcript of the gene kctd13, whose product is annotated as potassium channel tetramerization domain containing 13. Gene Ontology annotation, biological process: proteasome-mediated ubiquitin-dependent protein catabolic process; protein ubiquitination; negative regulation of Rho protein signal transduction. Gene Ontology annotation, cellular component: Cul3-RING ubiquitin ligase complex. The record is from RefSeq and is a predicted model, not a curated record. NCBI's taxonomy places the organism in Eukaryota, Metazoa, Chordata, Actinopteri, Perciformes, Sebastidae. The coding region runs from base 462 to 1448 and encodes 328 amino acids. Gene Ontology annotation, molecular function: ubiquitin-protein transferase activity; protein binding. The transcript is spliced from 7 exons.
CGUUUCCGAGUUGAGCUGUUAGCAUCACUGUUAGCAUCUCCUGUUAGCUUCACUUCAUCAUCUUUCUGUCCAGCUAUGGAACUGGCUCUUCUUAAUUCAGCAGUUCUCAUGUUUUGAUGUCUGAUUUCAGGUUUGUCUCUCAGUAAGCGACACAAGAAGAAGAAGAGCUGCUAGCUUACAGCUCAAAGCGAAGCUAACUGGACUAGCUGCUGUUAGCUGUUAGCAUCUCUGAUCCAGCUGCGAUGAUUACAACCAGACAGCAGAGAGCUGCUCUGUGAAGUCACCUGUGCUCACCUGCGUUCACCUGCGUUCACCUGUGCUCACCUGCGUUCACCUGUGUUCACCUGCUAGCAUCAGCUGCUAGCUGGUUAUAGAUUAUAGAUCAGCUCUCUUGGCUCAGCUGGUUCUCUCUGCAGCUCUCUUUGGAUGUUCAGUGUGUCAGGAAGUGACUCCUCAGCCCCAUGUCUGCUGAGGCUUCAGUAGGCAGUGAUGCUGCUGACUCUGCCCAGUCUGCUGUUUCCCAGCCGGCCUUCCACAACACAGAUGAGCUCAGAAGUCGGGGUCUUCUGGGGAGCAAGUAUGUCAAAUUAAACGUGGGCGGCUCGCUGCAUUAUACAACCGUCCAGACAUUAAGCAAGGAAGACAGUCUGCUGCGGAGCAUAUGCAAUGGAGGAACUGAGGUGUCCAUAGACUCAGAAGGUUGGGUCGUUUUGGAUAGGUGUGGCCGACAUUUUGGACUGGUUUUGAACUUCCUGCGAGAUGGAUCGGUACCGCUUCCAGAGGACCACAAAGAACUGGAUGAGGUUCUGAAGGAGGCCCAGUACUAUCGGGUCCAGGGACUCGUCCAGCACUGCCUCAGUGCCAUGCAGAAACAAAAGGAUGUCUUUGAAACUGUGUGUCGCAUCCCCAUGAUCACGUCAGCCAAAGAAGAACAGAAGAUGAUUGCUACUUGUAGAAAGCCGGUCGUCAAACUGCAGAACAACAGAGGAAACAACAAAUACUCUUACACCAGCAACUCUGAUGAUAACCUGCUGAAGAACAUCGAACUGUUCGACAAACUGGUGCUGCGAUUUAACGGCCGCGUCCUGUUUGUGAAAGACGUGCUCGGGGAUGAGAUCUGCUGUUGGUCUUUCUAUGGUGAAGGUCGCAAGAUCGCUGAAGUAUGCUGCACUUCCAUCGUCUACGCCACAGAGAAGAAGCAGACCAAAGUUGAGUUUCCCGAGGCUCGAAUCUUUGAAGAAACCCUCAACAUCCUCAUUUACGAGAACGGCAGAGGAACCGGUCCAGGAGGCUUACACCUUUUAGACUCCAGAGGCUCCGGUUCGUCACUGGGAGGCGAGGAAGAGGGCGCUACGGGAGGCGACAGGCGAGUACGACGGAUCCACGUGAGGAGGCAUAUAAUGCAUGACGAAAGAGGGCCCGGUCAGCAAACUGUGUAUAAGGACUAAUAAUGUGAAAACACGAGGCACGGGAGAGAGUGUUUGUGUUCAGUUUUUUUUCUGGGAUGCUAGAAUGAAAGAGACGUCGUUGAUCAUAGCAAUAGAUCGGUAGGUAGUUAUUUAAUCAAAUGUCUUUUAGGCGUCACUGCACAGAAAUGUAGGAGUCGAUGACUGAUCUGUAACUGAAGUCGUUUGGACGUGAAAAAUGCUUCUGUUUACAAGAACUUGUGUACAUUAUUUAAAUAGGAAAUGUGUAAAAUGACCUGGGACAUGAAACUGGCAAAUGUUAAGAAAACCUCCUGCACGUUACUGAACGGGCCUAAAAACCCAUCUCCCACCUGUUUAAUGUGGGUGUUAAUGAUAUGCACUGGCACCCUCCUCUGUGUUUGACUUCUAGGAAACAGUCUGUUUAUUCAGGUGGUGAAACAUCUGUUGCCUUUUUCAUACGUUGGACUGACGCGCUGCCCGACAGUGAUGAACGGAGGAUGGUCACGUUUAGCCUAGAUAUGUUAACACUGGAAUAAAAACUGAGUAGCCAUUUUUAGGGAGGUUGUUUAUGAAUGAGAUCGUUUGCGCAGCUCAAUUUUCUUUAUUUAAAUUAUUACUGCUGUUGCUUCAAGAUGUUUUUAUUAAUUUAUGAACCUAAUUUAUUGUUUGGUAUUUAACUUUUUUGUAUUGUAUGCAAUCUUUUUGUGUAAACUAGUGCUCAAGUGAGUUUUAAAUUUUUGGAAUGAUACGAUGCACUCCAUAGCACACAGCAGAAAUUUACGCCUGUAAAUGACUUAAAUAGUGAACUUACAUUUCAGUUUAAUGUUUCAAGAGGAACCGUGCCCAUUUCUUUGAUAUUGUAUUUUAUUCUGAGCCAUGAUCUCUCACUUGCGCUUUAUGUCUUAUACCAAACCACUGAAAUUCGCUCGUAGUAAUUGGCCGUACAGUGAUGACAAAGGCAAUUAAUACUGGGUUUUAUUUUAAUUUCCCUCAGGGAGAGGAUACACAUUUUCUUUCUGAUAUUUACCAGUGUCUUGUGUAAACCUAAUCACUCUAAAUACUGGAAAAAAACAACAUUGAAUGGGAACAAUAUGUAUCUCAGACCCUUAAUAAAAUCACCUUGGAAUACCUUAAAAUAUGCACUAAUAUGACUUCCGUCCAAUAGUGGUCAUGGAAAUGUUCUGAAUAAAUUACUUGUGAAAUCCGA